UCUUCACACCUUAAUCUUGUAAAGUUUUUAGAGUACGGAAUACAUAAGGGACUAAAAGAAGGUGUGAGAGAGGGAGAGCUACUCACGGAUUUCUACGUCCACUGCCUCGACCUUUGAUUGACAGUAAGAAUACUGUUCAGGAAAAGAAGCGGGAUACAGGCAGAGCGAGGAGAACUAUUCCUGCUUCCCGACCAAGCUGUACCAUGGCGUCCCACAGUAAUCCCGGCAGCGCCUCAAGCCCGAUGGUCAUUUUAGCACCUAAAACAAAGACCAAAAAGAAACAUUUUGUACAACAGAAGGUGAAAGUUCUCCGAGCUAGUGACCCUGUGCUCAGCGUUUUUAUGUGGGGAGUAAAUCACUCGAUAAAUGAUUUAAACCAGGUGCCAGUGCCUGUCAUGCUGCUCCCAGAUGACUUCAAAGCUAACACCAAAAUCAAAGUCAACAACCACCUCUUCAACAAAGAGAAUCUUCCAGGACAUUUUAAAUUCAAGGAAUACUGCCCACAGGUCUUCAGAAACCUUAGGGAACGCUUUGGAAUUGAAGAUCUUGAUUAUCAGGUUUCACUGGCCCGCAGUCCACCUAUUAAAGGAGAGGGGCAGGGGGAGGGGCUUCUUCUGACUUCCUAUGACCGUACAUUGGUCAUCAAGCAGAUUUCAAGUGAGGAUGUGGCAGACAUGCAUAACAUUCUGUCAGAAUAUCACCAGCAUAUAGUCAAGUGUCAUGGCAACACGCUCCUCCCUCAGUUCCUGGGCAUGUAUCGUGUGACUGUGGACAGUGAGGACACCUACCUGAUAGUCAUGAGGAAUGUGUUCAGUCACAGACUGGUCAUUCACAGGAAAUAUGACCUAAAGGGUUCUUUGGUAGCACGUGAAGCAAGUGACAAGGAAAAGGUGAAAGAGUUGCCCACGUACAAGGAUGUGGAUUUCAGGAAUAACAUGCAGAAGGUGUACGUGACAGAGGAGCAGAAAGAGAAGAUCCUAGAGAAGCUUAACAGGGAUGUAGAGUUCCUGGUGAAGCUUAAGAUUAUGGACUACAGCCUCCUGCUGGGUAUCCAUGACGUGGCUCGGGCUGAACGUGAGGAAGAGGAGGUCGAGGAGCCUAACGGCGAAGACGAAGGAGAGCCGGAGAACGGCCUGGCUCCCGCCCCGGCAGUGGGCUCCUACGGCACAUCGCCAGAAGGCAUCGCUGGGUACAUGAACUCCUUCAAACCCCUGGGCCCGGGCGAGUUUGACCCCUACGUGGACGUGUAUGCCGUCAAGAGUGCACCAGGAGCACCACAGAGGGAGGUCUACUUCAUGGGACUUAUCGAUGUGCUGACGCAGUAUGAUACCAAGAAAAAGGCCGCACACGCGGCCAAGACCGUCAAACACGGGGCUGGCGCUGAAAUCUCCACAGUUCACCCAGAACAGUAUGCCAAACGAUUCCGUGAAUUCAUCUCCAACAUAUUUGCAUAGCGGGCUCCUGAACCCCACGGAGUGUAUUCUGCCACGUCCAUUAGCUCUGUUCCCUGCGGCCUCGUUUUGCUUGGGUGUUCUCUUGGAUGUAUUUAAACUUCACAAAAAAUGGACUGAAUAUGUAAGCAUUUGCAUAACAAAAACAUAAACAGGACUUUUAACCGAAGCAAAUUUUUUUGGUGUUAGGUAGUUGUAAUGCAUAUUUAUUGCUGGAUUUAGCUCUGUCAUGAACUUUACAUUCACUCUGGGGGAUGGAGCUCAGUGGGAGGAGACCGACAGCCCUCGCUACUCACUGCUGGUGGAACAAAGGCAUCGAUUUAUGCUGGUCUAUGUAGCACAUUGCUUAAAGCAUACCGUGUCUCAUUAUUCAAGCACUAGAAGGUUGUAGAAAAACAAAGCAGUUAACCAUAAGCCUUGUUUGAAUGGACCUCUAGUUAAAUCGAGGAUGCAGCGUAAAAGCAAUAUUUUGAAUGUUAAGGAUUUGUAUCAACUCGCAUAAAAAAUGGAGUCUGUGACAUUUUCCCUGCUAGUUUAUCCAAUUAGCCUUAAAAGUGGAGAUGAUGACGAUGAUGAUGAUGAUGACAAAUUCUUUUGUAGCUUAGAACAUAUUAAGCUGAAUUAGAAUGAUAUGCCUUAUCGUUGCAUUUUUAUUUAUUUUGCAAAUCAGUGUUUGGGCCAAAUAUAUUUUUCAAAGAUUUUCAGAAGGUUGCUUGAAGUCAUGGCAUUAUUUUCAACCUCUCUCUGUUCGGAGUUCAGCGGAACAGUCAUGACAAUAACCAGUUACUGCAGGAGGUGCACAAACCCACCAUUGUUUUUGUUCAAAACCACAUGCAUCUUGAACCAAAUCUAUAGUAGUAUUCCCACACAUGCACUCCUCAUUUUGGGAUCUCUUCCUGUCCAAACACACCUGGUUCCACUGAUUACCAAGCCUUUGAUUAACUGGGGCAGGUGUGUCAGUGCAGAGGGAGAUUUCUAAUGUGUGGAGCUAUGGCUCCCCUGGAGAGCAGCAGUGGGAAACAUUAUUAUUGUCCAGUGUGGGUUUUUUUGUUUUGUUUUGUUUUGUUUUGUUUGUGUGUGGUGUACAAGAAAUGUGUGCUGUUAAUGCUGUAAAACUGUUACGACAC
Chanos chanos (milkfish) is the source of this 2578-nucleotide messenger RNA. It is a transcript of the gene pip4k2ca, whose product is annotated as phosphatidylinositol-5-phosphate 4-kinase, type II, gamma a. Bases 204 to 1454 code for a protein of 416 amino acids. Gene Ontology annotation, biological process: phosphatidylinositol phosphate biosynthetic process. Gene Ontology annotation, cellular component: plasma membrane. NCBI's taxonomy places the organism in Eukaryota, Metazoa, Chordata, Actinopteri, Gonorynchiformes, Chanidae. The transcript is spliced from 10 exons. The record is from RefSeq and is a predicted model, not a curated record. Gene Ontology annotation, molecular function: 1-phosphatidylinositol-5-phosphate 4-kinase activity; 1-phosphatidylinositol-4-phosphate 5-kinase activity.